GAAAAACAAAUAUUUAUAUAUAUAUAUAUAUAAAAAUUCACAUAAAAAAAAUUUUGACAUCUGUCAAUCAAAUUGAGAAAAUUAUUAUAAAAAUGUCAUUGAAAAAAUUAAUGACAAUAUUGACUAAAGAAAUGUUUUAUUUUUAAUGAAAAUUUAAAAAUAAAACAAAAUGUCUGUCACUGAGGAGAAAAUUGAAGAAUUAAAUAAUAGAUUUUCGGAAUUUAUUAGUAAAAAAGAAAAUGUCGAAUCAGUUACUGUUGAUUUUUAUGAAGAUUUAUUAGAUGAAGUAUUAAUGGGCUUUGUUUUUGAUGUUCAUCGAACAAUUAAAAGUGGCAGUUCCAAUGUUGAGGAAGGCAUUCCCGAUGAUGAGUCUUACGUCAUUAUAGAUUCACCGGGUUUGGACGUAUUUGGUCAGCAUCCAGUGAAAAAAUCACAAGAAUGCAAUUGUCCAAAUUGUGAUCGUGGUGUUGCCGCAUGUAGAUUUGCGACACAUCUUGAAAAAUGUAUGGGAAUGGGUCGCAAUAGUUCACGUAUUGCAUCACGUCGUAUUGCAAAUAAUACAAAGGAUUUAAGUAAUUUCAGCGGUAUUAUAAGUGACGAUGAGGACGAUGUCGAUUGGAGUAUGAAUAAUGAUAAACGUAAACGUAAUAAUAAAAAAGAACGUAAUGGAAUUAAAAAAUAUAAACAACAAAAAAGUGGACAAAGAAAUGGCGAUAGUAAUAAUGAUGUUGUUUAUACAAGUAAUGAAAAUUCACCAUCAAAUUAUGAGAAUAUGUCAAUUGAGGAUAAAAAAACGUUAUUAACACAAAUUUGUGGUGUUAUAUCGGAGCAUACAAAAAAAUUAUGUACAAGAUCGGUGCGUUGUCCACAGCAUACGGAUGAUCAACGACGUGAAAUGAGAGCAAAUUUAGAUAAUUCCACGGGACAAGAUGGUAUUAAUGUUGAUGUUGUUGAGACAAAUGAUGAGGAGAGUCAACAUUCAAGGGAGAAUUUUACACGAUGGGAUCAAGAGGGUUCGAGUCAUUCGAGUCCUGCCGAUUCAACAUCAACAACAACAUCAUCGACAAAUUCAGCUAAAAAAAGAGAUACCAAAUCUCGAGGCAAGGGAAAAACCUCGAAACGCGAUCGUAAUUCGCCAUUUUCUCAGGGUGAUUGAAAAAAUAUAUUUCUAUGUCAAUAAAAAUUGAAAUUUUUAAUUUCUACAAAAAAAUCUCGAUUUUACUGUCUUUGAAUUGUAAAUUUUACAUUGUCAAAAAAAGGGAUUAGAAUUGAUUUAAGGUAAAUUUCAUUUUAAGUAAAUUUUUAUUUUCUAAUUAAUUUUAUUUUUUAAAUUAAUUUUGAUAAAUUAUUCAAUUGAACAAAUCAAAGGAAAUUAGGUAAAAUAAAUUUAAUUUUCUAUUUUCUAUUCGAUUUACGAGCGAGAAAAUAUUAACUUAAAAAGUCGUACACUGGACGAAGUUGAAAUAAUGUAAAUUCAACUUAAUACAUUUUUUUUAAAUAUAUUAAUAAAUUAAUAUAUAUUAUGUUUUCGUUAAUUUUUUAAUUGUAAAAAUAAUUAUCGCUAUAUACAUAUUAUGAAUAUUAUUAAUUAAAAUUUCAGAAAUAAAUAAAAUAUAA
Molecule: messenger RNA, 1617 nt
Organism: Leptopilina boulardi
Lineage: Eukaryota; Metazoa; Arthropoda; Insecta; Hymenoptera; Figitidae
Gene: Sgf11
Product: ataxin-7-like protein 3
Exons: 2
Coding region: 170-1156 (328 amino acids)
Biological process (GO): positive regulation of DNA-templated transcription; regulation of transcription by RNA polymerase II
Cellular component (GO): DUBm complex; SAGA complex
Molecular function (GO): transcription coactivator activity
Source: RefSeq, a predicted model, not a curated record